Molecule: messenger RNA, 788 nt
Organism: Sphaeramia orbicularis (orbiculate cardinalfish)
Lineage: Eukaryota; Metazoa; Chordata; Actinopteri; Kurtiformes; Apogonidae
Product: trypsin-like
Exons: 5
Coding region: 27-761 (244 amino acids)
Biological process (GO): proteolysis
Molecular function (GO): serine-type endopeptidase activity
Source: RefSeq, a predicted model, not a curated record
UUUCCGACAUUCGGACCAACGACACCAUGAAGGCCCUCGUAUUCCUGGCUUUGCUCGGAGCAGCGUUUGCUGCUUCUGAAGAUGAUAAGGUUGUUGGAGGGUACGAGUGUCCCAGACACUCUGUUCCCUACCAGGUGUCUCUGAACGCCGGCUACCACUUCUGUGGUGGAUCCCUCAUCUCCAGUCAGUGGGUGGUGUCCGCUGCUCACUGCUACAAGUCUCGUAUCCAGGUCCGUCUCGGCGAACACAACAUCGCCGUGAACGAGGGCACCGAGCAGUGGAUUGACGGCGCCAAAAUGAUCCGCCACCCUCAGUACAACAGCUACAACCUGGACAAUGACAUCAUGCUGAUCAAGCUGAGCCGGCCCGCCACCCUCAACAGCUACGUCCAGACCGUGUCCCUGCCGUCCCGCUGCCCCGUGGCCGACGAGAACUGCAUGGUGUCAGGGUGGGGCAACACGUCCGCCAACGGAAAUAACUUCCCUGACAGACUGCAGUGUCUGAGGCAGCCCAUCAUCGACGACAGGAUCUGCAGGAACGCCUACCCCCACCUCUUCACCAACAACAUGGUUUGCUCCGGAUUCAUGGCCGGUGGUGCCAGCAGCUGCCAGGGUGACUCUGGCGGUCCUCUGGUGUGUAACGGUCAGCUCCAGGGCGUCGUAUCCUGGGGUUACGACUGUGCCAUGCAGGGACACCCCAGCGUCUACGCCCGCGUGUGUCGCUACAACAGCUGGAUCAGCAGCGUUAUGCGCAGCAACUGAACACCCACACAUCCAUGUACAAACCCA